AUGUCAUCAUUCGUGAACGAAGCUGCUUGGCUGCCGAGUGCCAAUUCUCCUCCCGUCCAGGUCGGACCUGGACCCGCGCCAAACCCCUCAGAAAACGAGGUAGUGAUCAAGGUCGCUUAUUCAGCUGUCAACCCCGUGGAUUGGAAGCUGCAAGACGCACCAGAAGCCUUUUUUGAAUACCCCUUCAUUCUUGGCACUGAUGUCGCGGGCACCGUUGUUCAACUUGGCUCAAAGGUUACCCAGUUUGAAACUGGUCAGAGAGUGAUGGGCCACUGCGAUGGGCUUCUCACCAAAAAGACCACGAACAUGGGAUAUCAACUAUACAGCACCUGCAACGAGAACCUGGUUUCCCCUGUCCCAGACUCCUUGCCCUUGGCCAAUGCAGUUGUCCUUCCAAUCUCAGUUGAUACCGCCGCGACAGGACUUUAUGUACAUCUAGAGCUGCCGCUUCCUUCGCUGGCGCCAUCGCCCACUGGGAAGAGGAUCCUCAUUUGGGGAGGUGCCUCCUCCGUUGGUAGCUCAGCCAUCCAGCUCGCCGUUGCAUCUGGACUUGAGGUUGUGACUACAGCCAGCAGCGCCAACCAUGAGUAUGUGAAAAGCCUCGGCGCUUCCCAUAUAUUCGAUUAUAAGGACUCUGGUGCGGUCGACCGGAUGACUAGCCUUCUGAGACCGGGUGAUUAUAUUUUCGAUUGUAUCGCCUCGAAGGAAACACAGAAAACAUGUGCCGAGAUUCUUGAGAUAAUUGGUGGAGGCAAACUUCCGAUCGUCAACUAUCCCGCGGGAACGUUCCCCAGCACUGUGACGCCUUCUAUGAUAAUCUGUUUGGACCCUGGCUUUUCCGCUGCGCAUGUGGGUGAUGCCAUCUGGCAUAAGUUCAUGCCCUCGGCACUCGCUGCUGGCAAAUUUCAAGCGAAGCCGGAUCCUCAUCUGAUCCAUGGUGGGUUGAGUAAGGUCCAGGAGGGCAUUGACCUAAUGCGAGCGGGCGUUUCGGCCAAGAAGAUUGUCAUUGAGAUUUCCCCCGAGUAA
Molecule: messenger RNA, 1026 nt
Organism: Penicillium longicatenatum
Lineage: Eukaryota; Fungi; Ascomycota; Eurotiomycetes; Eurotiales; Aspergillaceae
Product: zinc-binding alcohol dehydrogenase family protein
Exons: 4
Coding region: 1-1026 (341 amino acids)
Molecular function (GO): oxidoreductase activity, acting on NAD(P)H
Source: RefSeq, a predicted model, not a curated record